Molecule: messenger RNA, 4181 nt
Organism: Colius striatus (speckled mousebird)
Lineage: Eukaryota; Metazoa; Chordata; Aves; Coliiformes; Coliidae
Gene: ARHGEF2
Product: Rho/Rac guanine nucleotide exchange factor 2
Exons: 26
Coding region: 21-3662 (1213 amino acids)
Biological process (GO): positive regulation of neuron differentiation; actin filament organization; cell morphogenesis
Cellular component (GO): ruffle membrane; cytoskeleton
Molecular function (GO): microtubule binding; guanyl-nucleotide exchange factor activity
Source: RefSeq, a predicted model, not a curated record
CGUCCAAGCCUGAGCCCAGCAUGGAGGAGCCCGAGGUCUUCCUGGGCCCCUGCGACGGGGCUCUCUGCGGGGUCCCCGGCCAGAAACGACGCUGCAUGUCGACCCAGGAGCCCCUGACCACGACCAGCCCCAGCGCCGAGGCUGCCUGGGGGGAGGAAGACGAGGAUGAGGAUGAGGAGCGCCCGCGGGGGGUCCCGCUGCGCCGCUCCUGCGCCCUGCGCAGCUCGGUCCGAGCGCGGGAUCCCUUCCGCAGGCACAGCUGGGAGCCGGGCGAGGCCCUGCGGGGGGGCCCCGGCUAUGGGCACCUCAGCGUGAGCCUCAAAGGGCUGAGCUCCAGCGACAUCGACUCCAGCGUGGAGCAGCUUCAUGGGCUGGGGGGGCACCAGAGGGACCCCCGGAGAGACCCCCUGAUCCACAGCAACGAUGACCUGGAGUCUCUGCUCUCCCAGGAUGAGGAGGAUGAGGCUGAUGUGCAGAGGGCACAGGAGGAUGCUCGGAGGCUGCCCAUGUACCGCGCUGGGCACAGCAUCAGCGGCUGCACCCUCUCCAAAUCAGCAUCCCUCAGUGUCAUCGACAGCUUCCCCGACCCAGAGGAACUUUCCCCCUUUGCCUCCCAGCAGAGCCUGGUCAAUGGCGUCGGCGCCGGGAGCUGCGGGCAGCUGGCGGGAUCGGCGGGGUGCCAGAGCUGGGAAGAGACCCCCCUGGGCCGGACACUCAGCUUCAUCAAGAGGAUGACGGGGAAGACGAAGAGCAAAGACAAGGAGAAGAUGAAGGAGGGGAAGGAGAAGGACGCCCGCUACACCAACGGGCACCUCUUCACCACCAUCACCGUGUCGGGCAUGACCAUGUGCUUCUCCUGCAACAAGAGCAUCACGGCCAAGGAAGCUCUGAUCUGCCCCACCUGCAACGUCACCAUCCACAACCGCUGCAAGGACACGCUGCCCAACUGCACCAAGGUGAAGCAGAAGCAACAGAAAGCCGCGUUGCUGAAGAACAGCUCUGCGCUGCAGUCGGUCUCGUUGCGCAAUAAGACUGCCAUCCGGGAGCGCCCCAACUCGGCCAUUUACCCCUCGGAGAGCUUCCGACAGACGCUGCUGGGGCCGCGCCGCGGCCGCCCCUCGCUCUCCCUCUCCAAAAGUGUUUCCACCACCAACAUCGCGGGGACGUUCAAUGAUGAGUCUCCCCUGGGGAUCCGGCGGAUCCUCUCCCAGUCCACGGAUUCCCUCAACAUGCGCAACCGGACGCUCUCGGUCGAGUCGCUCAUCGAUGAAGGCCCCGACGUCAUCCUCAACCAGCUGAUGAGCGACUUCGAGACGGACGGGAAGGACUUUGAGGCGGAUUCCUGGAGCCUGGCCGUGGACAACAGUUACCUGCAGCAGCACAAGAUGGAUGUCAUGAAGCGCCAGGAUGUCAUCUAUGAGCUGAUCCAGACAGAGAUCCACCACGUCCGUACUCUGAAGAUCAUGGCCAACAUGUUCCGUGCUGCCAUGCUGGAGGAGCUGCAGGUGGAUCCAGCCACGGUGCAGAAGAUCUUCCCGUGCGUGGACGAGCUGGGUCAGAUCCACGAGCGGUUCCUGGCCCAGCUCCUGGAGCGGCGCCGGGAGUCCCUGGCCCAGGACAGCAACAAGAACUUUGUCAUCAACCGCCUCGGGGACAUCCUGGUCAACCAGUUUUCGGGCACCAGCGCGGAGCAGCUGAAGAAAUGCUACUCGGAGUUCUGCAGCAAACACACCAAGGCUGUGAAGGAGUACAAGGACCUGCUGGCCCGGGACAAACGCUUCCAGCAGUUCAUCCGGAGGAUGACACGGUCCCCGCUGCUGCGCAGACACGGGGUGCCCGAGUGCAUCCUGCUGGUGACGCAGAGGAUCACCAAGUACCCCGUGCUCAUCGAGCGCAUCCUCAGGAACUCCAAAGACAACGAGAGCGACUGCGCCGACCUGUCGCGGGCCCUGAGGCUGGUGAAGGAGCUGAUCUCGUCCAUCAACGAGGAGGUGCACACGUGUGAGAUGAACGCUCGCCUGUGGGACGUGUACCGGCGCGUGGACGGGCGCGCCAAGGUGCAGCUGCCCUGGGAGAGCCGCGCCGGCGUCUUCGGCAAAGACGAGCUGCUGCGGAGGAAGCUGGUGCACAGCGGCUGCAUGCUCUGGAAAACGGCUGCAGGGCGCUUCAAAGACGUCCUGGUGCUGCUGAUGACCGACGUUCUCAUCUUCCUGCAAGAGAAGGACCAGAAAUACACCUUCCCCAUGCUGGACAAACCAGCCGUCAUCUCCCUGCAAAACCUGAUCGUGAGGGACAUUGCCAACCAGGAGAAGGGGAUGUUCCUCCUCAGCGCCGCGCCGCCGGAGAUGUACGAGGUGCACGCCGCGUCCCGCGACGACCGCAACAACUGGAUGAAGGUCAUCCAGCAGACAGUCAGCCUCUGCCCCAACCGCCAGGACUUUCCGCUCAUCGAGACGGAGAUCGAAGCGUCCUUACGCAAGCUGAAAGACCGCAUCCUGCAGCACGACAGGAAGAUCACGGCGCUGCUGGAGGAGAAGGUCGUGCUCUUCGCUGACAUGUUGGCCCUGGCCAGCGGCUGCGAGGAGCCGUCGCCCACCCUCACCCCUCGCACCCUCUUCCACUCCGACUCGGCCGAGGGCUCCCGAGGGGAAAAGCUGAUGCACGAAGCCAUCCGGGAAGUGGAGAGCCUGAAGGAAAUGUUCACGUGCAGCAGCCGCGAGCGGGACCCCAACAACCCCAGCGAGGCCGAGAGCUGCCCCAGCCCCAGCGCCAGCAACGGGGACAGCGGCAGCUUCAACGGCUCCCUGGAGCUCUGCAGAGCGGAUUCGGAGGCGGCGCAGAGGGAUGGGAAUGGCAACCAGGUCCUGCAGAGGGUACCCCAGGAGGAGAUCAACCAGCGGCUGGUGAACCUCUACACCCUCCUGCACGGGCUCCAGGCCGUGGUCAGCCAACAGGACACGCUGCUGGAGCUGCAGCUGCAGGAGGGUCCCGAGCGGCCGUCGACGCGUCGCUCAGCGCCGGCGCCCGCGGCAGAGCCCGCGGCACCCACAGCCGAGGCGGCGGCGGGCACGGCCCCGGGGCGAGGCGGGGACAAGGCGGGCGCCACGGAGCUGGCGCUGCUGCAGAGGCAGCACGGGCUGCUGCAGGAGGAGCUGUGCCGCUGCCGGCAGCUGUGCCAGGAGCGGGCGCAGGAGGCGGCGGCGCUGGAGACGCGGCUGCGGGACAGCGAGCGGGAGCGCGGGCGGCUGGAGCGGGAGCUGGACGAGGCGCGGAGGCAGCUGGGGGCGCUGCGGCACGAGGCCGGCGCGCGGGGCCGGCGCGGCACAGACCCCCGGCGCAGGAGCCUCCCCGCCGGGGACGCGCUCUACCUCAGCUUCACCCCGCCGCAGCAGCUGAGCCACAGCCCCCACUCGGGCAGCUUCUCGUACCCCCACCCAGCCUUCGCCCCCUGCCCCCGGGACGAGGCCGAUUACCGGGGCGGGGGGGUCGAUCCCGACCGGCUGCGGGACCCCGAGGACGGGCUGGACACGCUCCUGGAGGAUGAGGGUCUGGGCAGCCGCUGCUCUCCCCCCGCCAGCCCCCGAGACUUCCUGAGGAUGCAGGAUAUUCCCGAGGAGGUGGAGAGCAGCCAGGAGCUGAAGGAGAGCGACGGGGACAGUUAGGGGACACCCCCCCAUCCAGCCCCCCCACACCGCGAGGAGGUGCUGGGGGUCUGCUCCAGCUGGGGGAGGGGGACGAUGGAUUCCAGCAGGAUUGGGGGGGCAGCACCCAGGGGUGUUUGGGGGAGCUGCUCUUCCCACGGGAGCCCUGGGAGGGGGGGAGUGAGGGGUCUGGUUGCCCCCCUUCCCCUCCCCCAAACUGGUUGGGGGGGGGGGGCAACGGUUUGAGACCGAUGUGGCCCCCCCCGGCUGGGGUUUAUUUAUUUAUUUUGCUGUUUUGGGGAGGGGGAGGUGCCUUCCCCACCCCCCCACCCCCCUCCCCACCCCGGGACCACCCCAUCUGUACCACCUCAGCCCAGGCUUUUGGGGUGGGGGUGCGGCGGGGCGGGGGGUGGGGGCUGGGGGGGGUGGGUUCGUUGCUUGGUCGGUUCCCCAAAAGUUUUAAUUGUAAAGAGGAGAAAAAAAAGGGAAAGAAAAUGGAAAAAAAAGAGGAAAAAAAAGCCAAAAGAGAAAAAAAAUACG